AUGGGGACGCUGUUGGACAAGCCGGUGACAGAGAAGGAGACAGAGACGGAAACCGGGAGCAAUGGGUUGGAGUUCGGAGCCUCGGCGAUGCAGGGGUGGCGGGUAGACAUGGAGGACUCUCACACCAUCGUUGCGAACGUUGCCGGUCUGGAGGGGCAUUCGUUCGUGGCCGUCUUCGACGGUCACGGCGGGGCGCUGUGCGCGGCGUAUGCCGGGGAGAACAUGAUGCGGCACGUCAUGGAGACGGCCGAGUUCGCGGAGUACGCCGAGUCGACGGAGAAGGACACGACGGUCCUGGAGAAGGCACUAUACGCGGCGUUCUUGGCGUGCGACCGGUCGGUAAAGGCCUCUCAGGAUGCCAACCCGGAGGGGGACCGCAGCGGUAGCACCGCGGUGGCGUCGUUCGUCACGCCCACGCACGUGGUGCUGGCGCACGCGGGGGACUCGAGGGCCGUUCUCGCCAGCGGGCAGAAGGUGGCAGUGGCGACAGCGGAUCAUAAGCCCUACAACGACGGGGAGAGGGCUCGGAUAGAAAAGGCGGGGGGGGUCGUCAGCAUGAAGCGAGUGGACGGCGAUCUGGCCGUGUCGCGCGCACUGGGGGACUUCCAGUACAAGGACGACGCCCUCCCGCCGGAAGAGUGCAAGGUUUCGCCGGCGCCUGAGACGCGGAGCUUCCCAAGGUCCCCUCAGGACGAGUUCCUCGUUGUGGCGUGCGACGGGAUUUGGGACGUCAUGUCUGACGAGGACUGCACGCAAGCGGUCCGAGAGAUAUUCGUGGAGGGAGAGAGCAGCAUGGGGUUGGCUUGCGAGGAGAUCUUGGACAUGGGGAGCCGAGACAACAUGUCAGCGGUGCUAGUGGCGUUUCCGGGGCUGAAGCGGAGCGAAACGGGGAAGGGGGUCGCGGGCCGACGGGCGCAGAGGGCCGCGGAGGACUCAGAGAGCAACGCGGACAGCCUCAGCCAAGGAGAGACAUCAGAGGAGGCAGCAGACCAGGCCGCGGGAGAGCCGACGGGGGAUUCUAAGGAAACCUGA
Molecule: messenger RNA, 1032 nt
Organism: Ectocarpus siliculosus
Lineage: Eukaryota; Phaeophyceae; Ectocarpales; Ectocarpaceae
Source: the annotation of a GenBank genome assembly